This is a messenger RNA of Python bivittatus (Burmese python), 3743 nucleotides long. RefSeq names its product carbonic anhydrase 5A (gene CA5A). Gene Ontology annotation, cellular component: cytoplasm; mitochondrion. Lineage: Eukaryota; Metazoa; Chordata; Lepidosauria; Squamata; Pythonidae. The record is from RefSeq and is a predicted model, not a curated record. Gene Ontology annotation, molecular function: carbonate dehydratase activity; zinc ion binding.
GAGAUGCUCAGGCAGGAUCCGUAAUGACGGGCUUUCAGGGGCACCUUGUUCCUGUAGGUGGUGAAGAUGAUUUUCUUUGGCCCCCCGAAUGCUAAGAUACUGCUAAAACCAGAGGACCUUGCCUCUGGCCCCUGAGCUUCCCGGGGUGGAGGGCUUUGCUGAAAGAGACCUCCUUGUAAAUAGACGUCUUAGGAUCUUACAAGGGUUUUCCCCUUUGAGCGUCAUCUCUCACCGUCGCCUCUUUAUAGCCUCAGUGUCCUUCAUCCAGCUGUUUGCCAUCUAUAAAAUGCUUCUCAUGGACCGGACACGGAGCAAAUAUUGUGAAGUUUUGAAAGAAGAUUGUGCAAAGGGGAAAAGAAAAAAAAUCACCCCCUCAGAGCGUUCUUUGGAACCCCAAAGUUCCUCUGACGGUGGGAAGAUGACUUCAAGGUGGAUAAUUUCUCAGGGCAAAAAAGGGUGCAGGGGAUAAGAAGUGGGUGCCCUGGAUCAGGACUGAAAAUCGAAGAAGAAUUCAGCAAAGGGACAGGUUGAAAUUUAACUUUUUUUUUUUCUUUUUGGCAAUCCAUUUGCCCCUAACAGUGCACUGCCACUGGUAUCUGUCAGUCUGAACAGUGAAGGCACUUUUUCCUUUGAUAUAAAUCAAUUUUUUAAAAAAUGCAUCUAUUGUUGACCACUCUGAAAAUAAAGGACUUGGCCCGUUUGAGCAAAAAGCUGGAAAUUGCCUGGGGACAGCAUCUGCCACCACGAAGAUCAUGUAGCUUGAUCAGCUGCACCCAUAAAAACAGGUACGCAUCAUUGCACCCUCUCUGGCAAAGCCCAAUCACCAUCCCUGGAGGCAGCCGGCAGUCUCCCAUCAAUAUCCAGUGGAGAGACAGCGUUUACGACCCUCACCUUAAACCUUUGGAAAUACGCUACGACCCGGACACUUGUCUCCACAUGUGGAACAACGGAUACUCCUUCCUGGUUGAGUUUGAGGACUCCACGGAUAAGUCAAUUAUAACAGGCGGUCCCUUGGAGAACAACUAUCGGCUGAAGCAGUUCCAUUUUCACUGGGGAGCCGUCAGCGACUGGGGCUCGGAGCACACCGUGGACUGCAAGGUGUUCCCGGCCGAGCUGCAUUUAGUUCACUGGAAUUCUUGCAAAUUUGGAAGUUUCGAAGAAGCUCUAAUGGAGGAAAACGGCCUGGCUGUGAUUGGAGUCUUCUUGAAGCUCGGAGCCAAUCACGGUGGCCUGCAGAAAUUAGUAGAUGCCUUGCCAUCAAUUAAAUACAAGGAUUCUCUGGUGGAACUUGAGGAGUUUGACGCUUCCUGCUUGUUGCCCUCCUGCCCAGACUAUUGGACUUACUCAGGAUCUCUGACCACCCCACCCCUUUCAGAGUCAGUCACCUGGAUCAUCAAGAAGAAAGCAAUUGAGGUGGAUGAAGAUCAGCUCGAGGUCUUCCGGAUGCUCCUUUUUACUUCGGCGGAAGAGGAUGAGAAGAGGAUGGUGGACAACUUUCGUCCACUGCAGCCCAUCAUGGACCGCACAGUCCGUUCAUCCUUUCAAAAGCAUUUCUGGCUGGACAUGGAAAAGCAAUCGGAGGACCAGAUGUUCAGUGUCCGUGAGCAAGGGCCCCUUCAGGGCACUCUGCAUCUUUAAGGGGCUAAAUGUUAUGUGCGCUUGACAAGUAAUUUAGCAUAAGGCUGGGUGGAAGGUCUGUUGCUUCAAGGGGGAUGAGAGAUUUCUGGUCCUUCGCUCUUCCAAAAGGCUGCUCUUUCCUGUAGCAUGAGAACCACGUGGACUUAAGUCUUCUCCCAGUAACAUUUCAAAACACCAGUUAGCAUCCCAAGCCUCAUCUACUGUCCAGGUGUUUCUCCAUCAGCAGAUGCUGCGUUGGAGGAACUGAACGUGGGGAUGAGGCCUCCCAGGGGACCUCUGAGGAACCAGGCAAUCUGCAAAGCGGGACUGUUCUUGGAAGAGAGGAAAUGUAUACAAUUUGGCAAGAGGGGGUACUUGUUUUUGGUUUUGAGCUAGUUUGCCCCAGAUACCAGGAUGAUAACAACCUGAAUUCCCAGCUGUUCUGGAAUUAUAGUAUUAACGCAUUUGAGGGCCAUCCUGUUGCAGAACCCUUUCCAGGUGAUCUAAGCCUAUCUACCUCUAAACUCUAGCUCUAACCUUAUAGCAGUUCCCCCCAGCCCUUUUCCUGUCUCUUGUACAAGCAAGAGGCGUGUGGUUGUGGCCAUCUGGGAUCUGGGAAACCGGAUGAGACCUUUUCUCCCUAAACCAGCAGAUUUGAAUGGAUUUCAGGCUAGGAUCCAGCCAUGCGCACUUGGAAGGAAAUUCAGCUAACAUAGGCGAGGCAUAACUUACAAGGAACUAUGUAUAGGAUGCACGUCGUAUCUUAAGUAUAUGUACUUAUUGAUGCAUAACAUCUGCCAGAUCUAAAUAUGCAUAUUUUUUCGCUCUGUAGCAAUGGCUUUUUUAAAAACAAACACACACACAUUAGAGCCUACACGGUGCCUGACCACGUGGAAGAUAGCCAGCCCACUGUGGCUGCCUGCUAAAUCUUCUGCUGAGGUUGGGGAGAGCACAGUCUGCGCCUUAACUGAUCAGAGGCGUUCAAAAUUGAAGUCUUUAUCAGUCAUGCAGGGUUAGGGUUUGUAUGUUGCAACCCUAGCUUGUAUGCAUCCGAGCAGAAACAAAUCAACAGGCCUUAAAAAGUCUUAGAGCAAGGGUUUUCAUAUUUCUUUUCAAGCUGCAGAACCUGUUCGUGGAAAAAGGCAUUCCCAGAACCCUUGCUCAAGAGGCCAUUUUCUAGGGAUAGAAAAUUGGUUGAAUCUGAGUGAAUUUUGUUUUCUCCACUCGGUUUCCCACAGAACCUCGUCAGGUUCAAAAGCGGUUUUUGAUCUGGAGAACCAUGGUGUUUCACAUGAGGAUCCUGUUUCUGCCUGCAUUGUUUGACGUGUACAUUGAGGUUGCUCUUGUAAAGCGUUGCCACCUAAAAUGAUCACUUUUACCUCCCCCCCCCCACUUUUUCCCUAGAGCAGUGUUUCUCCACCGUAGCAACUUCAAGAUGGGUGGACUUCAACUCCCAGAAUUCCCCAGCCAGCAAUGGGGAUGUCUCCAUAGACAUACUGAGAUGGCUUAAUUUUAAGAAAGUUUAGAGCAGCCUUACCCAGCCUUGUUGGCUGAGAAUGAUGGGCACCGUGUCCCCAACCUCUGGAGGGAAGGUGGCUCAAUUUGGCCUGUAAAAUGAUGCGUUUUGCCCCUCAGAAAAAAUAGCUUUUAGAUCCAUCUGUGUUAACGGGACACACAGUCGGGAGAUGUGGGUCGGGAGCCUUCUGCCUCAAGAGCGUCUUUGUGAUUGAUUUUUAGCUAGAACUGAUUUAUUUCCCUGAAAGUUCUUGGCCUAUUUGCUUUUCAUAUCAGAGUUUUAUAUAUCCUAAGUCCUUUUUCCUUACAUGUGGAAGAAUCAGAAUAGGCAGGCUUGAGACAUCAAUGAGUCCAGAGUUUACAGAAACGGUGCAGAAAGGAAAUUUAAGCUGUUACACAUCUUUACAAUAACCGGUUGGUGCACCUAUUAAACGUAAUAUAUAUUUAUGAAGUCCCGUAUCUGGUGUCCAGAAGUUAUUUCAGCUGUAUUUGGCUUGGGAAAGAGGAAGGAGGGCAAAUGAAUUGUUUCAUUGUGUGGGAAGCCACCGCAACUAGAUAAAAUUUCUCCUGAAAUGCAUUCAGAUGGAGAAACAAUACCGUACUGUUUUGAC